AUGGCGAUAUGGCCAUUUGGUCGCAAGAAUAAGCGGCACACGAUCCAGGUCGACGCCCCUGCAGCGGGUGAGUCCGCGGCGCCGCAGGAACCUCGCUUGAGCCUCGAUGGCCGGAAACCCUCUCGCAAGAACUCCAAACGCCAAAAGAACCGCCACUUCCAACCCGUCGAGGAUUGUCCCACCCCCCUCCACGAUGCUCUGCCUCCUCCCCGUUCGGUCACAUCCCCGCCCCUUACCUCGAAUAGCGAGCAGCUGCACCGGAAGGAGCCAUAUGGGAAACCAACCUCGCACAUCGGUCAUAUCUCGGACGGUUAUACGUCACGUUCGACUGUCAACCAUGAUCCAUCCCUGGAGACCAGGAACUCCUCUGUACGGAGGUCCAAGCGGAGCGACGGCAGUCCAGCGGUGUUGAAGAAACGACUGAGCAAGCGGAAGGCGUAUGAAAUUGCCCGGGAGCGGGAAAUCCGGUUGAUGGCUUCCACGCCCAUCGAUAUCCCUCGCCGCUCAACGCUACCCGGCGAGGACUUCUCCAUGGAGACUCCCCGGGGACGACUAUAUAACCGCCGUUCCGAUCGCGAACUCUCCGAGACUAACCUCUCGAUCCGCGACUCGACGGCCUCGUCAUUGUCGGAGUUUUCCGAGUCGUAUAAGUUCAAGGUCAAUGGCUUCUCGGCCUGGACCCCACGUCCGGUCAUCCGCUACGUGGAAGCUCCCCGAAUCCAAACCGCGAAGAGCCAAAAAACGAUAGAUUCGGGUCGGAAGGAGAAGAUGCCGGUGGUUUCUGCCUCGGAGGAAAAUCUCUAUACGAAGAAAAGAAUCAACAGGCUGGCGGAUGGUCUCGACGCAGGUGCUCUGAGGGAACUCCUGGAAAGGGACCGCCGUCGCACCGAGAGGCAGAAGGUCGAGGACCAGGAUAAACUACAUCGCAAGUUACAACGCGCGGCGGAUCGACAGAGAGCGGAGGCGGAGCUUAAUGGUGUCCAAACCAUAUCGGAAGUGCCUCGAGGCCAGGUGCACAUCCAAAGCCUGGACGACGUCGACGAGACCGGCCAAGACGCCUCGAAAGAAAGCAAGAACCAAGCAACGGGCCCUCGGGGUCCAUCCGAGUCAUGGCUGCACGAUUCCAAGGACCACCCGCGGAGUCGAUAUGAAUCCAUGGAGAGCGUCCAUGUUAUCGGAAACAUUGACGACAGCUCCAUCCGGGAGCCCAAACUGGGCCUGCGACGGAGCUUUGCCCCGUCUCAAGACAUGGGGAUGUCUCGAAGUACCCUGUCUCCCUCACAUUCGCCGUCCCGACGUGGAUUCCACAGCCCAACUCCUUCGCAAGUAUAUGGAAUCGGGCGGGAGUCUACAUCCGACGUCUCAAGGACGGUCGACUCGGAGCGACGCCUAUCGGAUAACGGCAGUGGCCGUAUCAACACCAUCUCCUCCAUCUUCCGCCGUGGUAGCUCUCGCCUAAAGCGGAGAUACCGGGAGCGUUUCCAGGACCGCAGCCCGGAACCAUCGAACGCGUCUCACGAGUCCUUCUUCAAACCCAUUCCCGCCAAACCUUACAUGCGCACCGGCACCAUCAAGCGCUCACAAUCCAAGUUCACCGAACAUCUGGGCGAUGAGCCGCUUUCCCCACCCGACUCCCGUAUCCAAUCCCCCGAUAUCCCAGAGGAGCCCGCGGAUGUUUCUGAGCCUGGGAAUGGGAGAUUCGAUUUCGCCGCUCGAAGUCAGUAUCCUAUCUUGGGAUCGGAAUCCGAUCUCCAGGAUGCGAGCAAGGACCGUCACCGUUCCUGGGCUGGUGAGAUCUUGGAGGACGACAUGGAAAACGACAACGUGCCGCUGUCUCAGUCCUUGGCGUCGAUCGAUUCAGAAGGGUCUUGGAUGUCUGGGCAAUUCCUUCGUCGUAUCUCGCACAGGAAGAGCAACCAAGCUCGUGCCAGCGUGAAUUCCUCUCGAAACGUCCUGGUUGAAGGGAUGCCGACCGGAGAUGCCGUCUCUGGCAAGGAAAAUAUCGACCGAUCCGACUCACGCCAGGAGGUGUCGAACGCCCCGACCAAUGCCACGGGCGCGCAAGAACCGGAUUUCGAAAUGAUCCACCCGGCGGAGGCGGAGGAAGCAGAAGAGACCUGGCACGACCAUAUCGCCAAGCGACCGAUCCUCGUGAACCCCAUGGACGUCCAGUCCUUAUCUCCCAUUACUACCAACGAGGAGUUCAGUCCGAUCGAAGAGCAUUCGGCUGAGAUUUUCGAAGCGACCCCCGAGGGGAACGAGCCCGGCCUGGCUCGUUGA
Molecule: messenger RNA, 2280 nt
Organism: Aspergillus campestris IBT 28561
Lineage: Eukaryota; Fungi; Ascomycota; Eurotiomycetes; Eurotiales; Aspergillaceae
Exons: 3
Coding region: 1-2280 (759 amino acids)
Source: RefSeq, a predicted model, not a curated record